Elephantulus edwardii (Cape elephant shrew) is the source of this 1008-nucleotide messenger RNA. RefSeq names its product monoacylglycerol O-acyltransferase 1 (gene MOGAT1). The coding region runs from base 1 to 1008 and encodes 335 amino acids. Gene Ontology annotation, biological process: triglyceride biosynthetic process; diacylglycerol biosynthetic process. Gene Ontology annotation, cellular component: endoplasmic reticulum membrane. Gene Ontology annotation, molecular function: diacylglycerol O-acyltransferase activity. The record is from RefSeq and is a predicted model, not a curated record. NCBI's taxonomy places the organism in Eukaryota, Metazoa, Chordata, Mammalia, Macroscelidea, Macroscelididae. The transcript is spliced from 6 exons.
AUGAAGGUUGAGUUUGCCCCGCUCAACAUCCCGCUGGCGCGGCGGCUGCAGACGGCAGCGGUGCUGCAAUGGGUGCUGUCCUUCGUGGUGAUGGCGCCGGUGUGCGUGGGAAUCUUUCUGCUGCUGGUCAUAUACAACUAUUGGUUCAUUUACAUCCCUUACCUGGUGUGGCUUUACUUUGACUGGCGGACCCCGGAGAAAGGCGGCAGGAGGAGCCAGUGGGGCCGAAGCUGGACUGUGUGGAAGCACUUUAGGGACUAUUUCCCAGUCCACCUCAUCAAAACGCACGAUUUGGAUCCAAGUCGCAACUACAUAUUUGGAUUUCACCCACAUGGAGUGAUGGUGGUUGGAGCCUUUGGGAACUUUAGUACAAACCAUUCGGACUUCAGCAAGCUGUUUCCUGGCUUAACGGCGUACCUUCAUGUGCUUCCAUUUUGGUUCCGAUGUCCUUUCUUCCGAGAAUACGUGAUGGGCAGUGGGCAUGUCUCAGUGUCCAAGAGAAGUGUGUCCCACGUGCUGAGCAGAGAAGAAGGAGGAAACAUCUCUAUCAUUGUCCUCGGAGGGGCCAAAGAGGCGCUGGACGCGCACCCUGGCAGCUGCACUCUGUUCAUUCGCGAGCGGAAGGGGUUUAUUAAGAUGGCUUUGACCCACGGUGCCAGCUUGGUCCCAGUGUUUUCUUUUGGAGAAAAUGACCUCUUUAAACAAGUGGACAACCCUAAAGGCUCGUGGCUUCGAAAGCUGCAGGAUAACCUACAGAAGGUCAUGGGCUUUGCGCUGCCUCUCUUCCAUGGCCGAGGAAUUUUCCAGUACAGUUUCGGCUUCCUGCCCUACCGGAAACCUGUCCACACUGUAGUUGGCCGCCCCAUCCAUGUCGAGAAAACUCUGCAGCCAACCCCAGAGCAGGUUGAGGAGCUGCAUCAGACUUACUUGGAAGAGCUCAGGAAGUUAUUUGAGGAACACAAAGGAAAAUAUGGCAUUCCAGAGGACAAAACUCUCAUUUUCAGAUAA